AUUGACUUCAUGCACACUGCCACGUGAUAUUACAAUAUAAUUCGACUAGUCAUAUAUGAUCGUGAGGUGCACAGUCUAUUCUCCAUAACUCCACUAAUUCUGACCAAACUCUUCUUAUUGUAAAAUUUAGCCUUUAUGUAUGUAUCGUGCUAAAAGUAACSUAGUGCAUUGUUUGAGGAAUAGGAUGUCAAGGUAUUUCAGGCUGUUGACAGGUGAACACUUUGGCGCAUGACCAUUUAAAUGGUCAACACAACGCUGUGGAUUUGCCUGGGAGAUGCCCAAACACCAUGCGCAGUUACACCACAAUGAUGUGAGYUGACCCAACUCGCCACAGACCCGCUAAGUACGAUCAUGAGAGACCAGGCCGAAGAAUAAAGACGUUAAAGCUCCGCAUCUUGGAAAUGUUAUGUACGCAAUAGAACCGACAUUUCAGAACCAUCGCAUGUUAAGGGAUUACGGGAUUACUUCKUCUGUAAAGACUCGGAAGCGGACCUGCUGCCCCACUGAAGACAGAUAAGAGCCGUUCCCAACUGAAGUGCUAUGGCCCCUGCUGYAGUGAGGAGUCCUAGCCUCAGGCCUUCAUAGUGGACAUUGAGCUAUCAUCACACASGGGUGUAGGCCAGGGCCAGGCCAGGGUCAGACUCCCGGAGCUGGGAUGAUCACCUCCCACAUGAACGGAGGACCCGGAUAUGUAAUAGAGGACCCAAUGGGGCCUGUGAGUGGCACWGAGGGUCCUGGGAGUGGAGCCAAGCUGCAGCAGAGGGAGAGGGCUGUGGACUGCCCCCCUGGGGACAAGGUGGUGGGGACUGGGAGCAGCGUUGUGCAGRGUUCCCGGUGCAGCGCCCAGAUGGAGAGGAUCCAGCGGUACCAGGAAGAGCUGAGGAGGAAGAGGGAGGAGGACACCAACAAAGGGAAGCAUGAGAUCGAUCUCAACGCCUCGCUCAGGCUCAAGAAGCUUGCCCAGAACCCAGCCAAGACGGGUAUCGACAACCCUAYGUUCGAAGCGCCUAAGGCGGGCAAGGAGACCAAGGAUGGGAGCCCCCCGCUUGGCAGGGACACGGUUGUGGAGCUGGAGGASCUGCUGGAGGCCCUGCGGCGGGUGCAGAGCUGCCUGGUGGAUGCCCAGUCGCAGGCCGACGUGGCUCUGGUGCUGGGCCUGCUGCACAAGGAGGACUUCCAGAGCGCCUUCGCCAUCCACAGCGCCGUGGCCCAGCAGAUGCAGCCGCGUGGCAGCCMGCCCUUGCCCCUCACCGCCCAGGCCCGCAGCCUUUAUCAGGAGGUGCAAUGCAUCCUACAGUCCAGUCACCAGGAGGAAGGUGUAGAGCUCAGGAACCUACUCACCACCCCCCACUUCCAGGCUCUGAUGCAGGCCCAUGACAGUGUGGCGGAGCAGGAGUUGGAGCCGGACCCAGAAGAGAGAUUGAUUCAGUACCUGGGUGAGACCGUCAAACUGGUGCGGCUGGAGAAGGCCAGCGACAUUCCUCUGGGCGCCACGGUUCGUAACGAGAUGGACAGCGUGGUGGUGAGUCGCGUGGUGAAGGGCGGGACAGCCGAGCGGAGCGGUCUCCUGGCUGAGGGAGAUGAGAUCCUGGAGAUCAACGGCGUGCCUGUCCGUGGGAAGAACGUCAACGAGGUCCACGACCUUCUGGUGGAGAUGCAUGGUACUCUGACCUUCCUCCUUAUCCCCAGUUCUCAGAACAAAACACCCUCACACAGGCAGACUGUGAUGCACGUGAGGGCAUACUUUAACUACGACCCGUCUGAUGACCCGUACGUGCCGUGCAGGGAGCUGGGCCUGUCCUUCCAAAAGGGAGACAUCCUCCACAUCAUCAGCCAGGAUGACCCCAGCUGGUGGCAGGCCUACAGGGACGGGGAUGAGGACAACCAGCCCCUAGCCGGGCUAGUUCCCGGGAAGAGCUUCCAGCAGCAGAGAGAAGCUAUGAAGAAAACCAUUGUUGGACAGGUACCUGACAAGCCAGGGAAGCUUUGGUGUGCAAAGAAGAACAAGAAGCAGAGGAAGAAAACCAUGUACAACCCCAACAAGAACGUUGACUACUACGCCGAUGAAAUCCUGACCUAUGAGGAGAUGGCACUCUACCACCAGCCGGCCAAUCGCAAGCGACCUAUCGCCCUGAUUGGUCCGCCCAACAGCGGGCAGGACGAGCUGCGGCAAAGGCUGCUGUCCAUCGAGCCGGACAGGUUCGCCGGCGCCGUGCCACGUAAUUCUCUCCUCCUGCUGCUGUUUUCAUUUGUUCUCUGUCAGUCACUGCGGGUACUGCGGUCCUCCAACCUCAAGCCCUAUGUGAUCUUCAUUGCGCCUCCCUCUCAGGAGCGAUUGCGCACCCUGCUGGCCAAGGAUGGCAAAAACCCAAAGCCAGAGGAGCUGAAGGAGCUGAUUGAGAAGGCCCGGGAGAUGGAGCAGGCCUACGGCCACCUGUUUGACGCGGCCAUUGUUAACGGCGAGCCAGACACGGCCUUCCACGAGCUCCUGCGCCUCAUCAACAAGCUGGACACGGAGCCCCAGUGGGUGCCCUCCUCCUGGCUGUGCUAGGGGUAAGAGGUCAGGGUUGAGGGGUCAACCUAGCGUUCAACUCCAGGGAGCCACAGGAAGGAGAGUUUGGCCUGGGUUGUGAUCAUUAGGCACCAAAUGGAAGAAAAUGUAUUGAAACAGGAAGGGAAUACCUGGACUUAUCCAAUAAGAACCAUUUGUUUUAGUUUUUCCUAGAAAAAUGUUUUAACACAUUUGACAACGGUGUAUCCUAAUGAACAUGACCCAUAACACAGCUCUGGAGGAACGACCCUAAAAGGAAGGAUGGACAAUGAUCAUUGAGGCCACCGUUAGAUCAUUGUGGAGCCUCGCAGACACAAAAUUCAUUUUUGCCAGAAAGGGUAACUUGUCCUUUAUCUAGCCAUCUUGUGAAAGUUGGAGUUUACUUCAUUUGCAGGGACRGACUUUUUAUUAUAUAAGUGUUUUUUUCUGUGUUUGUCUUUGUGAAUGUUCUUUURGGUUUUUGUCAAUGUCGGCACCAUUCCAGAUUCCAGUAGCAUAUGCAAAGACAUUUAUCCAAAACUGUAGAAAACAUAUUUCCAUUUUAUUCUACUCUAAAUAGCUAUUUAUGAUUGUAAAUAUCUAUUUUUAGAUGAAAUGGCAAACAAAUGUGAUUUACCAUUACCUCAGACCCAGUCUAAUAAUGUAUGGUUUGUUUGUAUGCGGUAUACAAGACUGGAACUGUCUGUCUCAAUUGAGGACCAAUUUGCUCCUGGGGAACUAUGUAACUUUCUCCUAGAAGUAGGAACCAAAGAGAAAGCCGUUGUAUUCUAAAGAUGGGUAAAGGUACUUGCUGUGUAUCAAUGAUAGUAUUAUGUUGUGUUAUCUUGAGUUGCUGCACUUGUACAUCAAAAACAGACCUCAAGAAUCAUUGAUCAUCAGUAAAGAUGACCUCAGUAUCCAUUGUCUAGUGUACCUAGUGUCUACCUACGGACAUGAACAGUGUGAAAACAACAUAUCAAUUUAGCAUCAUUUAAUCUGACCAACUUUUAUUUUCUUUGGUACUUUAUAAGCACAACUCAAAAGAAGCCAUCUUCAAUAUAAUGAAUAUUCCUGAUGAGAAUUGUUUCAAAAUGGUGGACAUUAAAGUUACAUGAAUACUAUUUAAUCAGGUAAAUGUAUGAUUUUGGAAUAUACUUGAUACAUAUUCAUUGUGUAUGAGGGUAGGCAUAGUCAAAACAUUUGAGUAGGAAAAAGAACGAGAGCGAAUAUAAAAUGUACAUUCAUUACAUGAAUUCGUUCCGUGGCACCACAUAAUACAGCAUGUUGCAUUUAGUGCUUCAAUGCAAAAUGGCUGCCAUUUCACAUACAGGUGUGUGCCCMAGAUACAUUUAGGAUGUUGUACCUKGUAAUAGCGUUCUCAGACAUUACUUUGUUCAAAGUUUCCAGCA
Molecule: messenger RNA, 3939 nt
Organism: Salvelinus sp. IW2-2015
Lineage: Eukaryota; Metazoa; Chordata; Actinopteri; Salmoniformes; Salmonidae
Source: RefSeq, a predicted model, not a curated record